ACCAACUUAAUCACACAAAAACUGCAACAAUUUCCAAAAUGUGGAUCAAAAAUGGAUUUGCUGUUUUGAUCACGGUGGUGUGGAUGAGUGGUGGUGUGACGGCGGCGGAGCAGUCGUUAGGGGAGCAGUGUGCGUCGAAGCUGACGGCGGUGAUGACGUGUGUGGCGUUUGCCACCGGAAAAGAGGCUGCGCCGCAGCAGAAAUGCUGUGACUCGGUGAAGGAGAUGAAAGAUAGUAAUCCAGCGUGUCUAUGUUUUGUUAUACAGCAGAUUCAUAACGGUACAAAUCCAGCUUUGCAAAAGAUGAAGAUUCAAGAGAGCCGCCUUCUGCAGCUGCCGGCGGCGUGUAAGAUCGCUAACGCCAGCAUCACCGAUUGCCCAAGGCUUCUGAAGCUACCAGCAAAUUCACCGGAUGCGGCCAUAUUCACUAGUAAUAGUUCGAUCGUCCCUACGACGGCCGGAGGAAUGCCAUCGUCAACGUCGUCGUCCCGUUCAGAUGCGGUGAAGUAUGAUGCACCGCUGGUUGUAGCUUCCAUUUUCAUUCCUGUAACAUUGUUGUUAGCUACAAACCUUUUAUUUCCGAACCUAGAUGGCUAAGAUCUUAAUUAGGUCCAUGGCUUGGCUUUUGGUGCUUAAUUAUUAUCUUGUCCAUGGUUUGUGGUUUAGUCUUUGUUUGAUGCAUUGGUUACUCGAGACCUUUUCUUAAAUUGGAUAAUGUUUGGUAGUUUGAUUUUUCCAUAAUAAUGUUUUUUUAAUUUCGUG
Molecule: messenger RNA, 761 nt
Organism: Cynara cardunculus var. scolymus (artichoke)
Lineage: Eukaryota; Viridiplantae; Streptophyta; Magnoliopsida; Asterales; Asteraceae
Product: non-specific lipid transfer protein GPI-anchored 1-like
Exons: 2
Coding region: 39-596 (185 amino acids)
Source: RefSeq, a predicted model, not a curated record